Ostreobium quekettii is the source of this 741-nucleotide messenger RNA. The record is from the annotation of a GenBank genome assembly. Lineage: Eukaryota; Viridiplantae; Chlorophyta; Ulvophyceae; Bryopsidales; Ostreobiaceae.
AUGGCGCUGCGCACAAAGACGGUUGAGUAUCGAGAUCCGGGCGGAACGGCGCUUGAAGGAUACGUUGCCUGGGAAGAAUGCAAGGGCGCCCGGCUGCCUGGAGUCUUGGUGGCUCACACAGCGAUUGGUCCACAGGAAGAAUUCAUCAGAGACAAGGUCCAUCGGCUGGCAGCUAUGGGUUACGUGGGGUUUGCGCUGGACAUGUUUGGUGCUGGCCACUGUGUGUUUGGUGAGGAGAAAGACAGAUUUAACGACUAUCUGAAAGAAGACAGGAUGAGGAUAAGGUCAAGAGCCGUGGCAGCAUUUGAUGCCUUGAAAGCACAGGCAGUGGUCGAUGACGCUCAGUGCACUGCCAUAGGCUAUUGUUUGGGUGGCAAGGUGGUGCUGGACCUGGCUCGAUCAGGGGCGGAGGGACUGAGAGGCGUCGCAAGCUUCCACGGCAUUCUGGACUCGCCCACGCUGCAGGACAGCCCUCCCUUGAAAGCCAAAGUCCUCGCCAUGCACGGAAACCUCGACCCCUUCGUGACGCCGACCAUGCUGCAGGAUUUCAUUGCAGAGAUGGAGGGCAAGGGUGCCGACUACCAGCUGGUGGUGUACGGGGGAUGCUACCAUGCUUUUACGCGCCCGGACAAGACGUCCCCGCAGGACAGGUCCCUCGGCUUCUUCUAUAGCCCGGAGGCGGAUCGCCGGUCAUGGAGGCUCAUGUCAGAUUUUCUGGCGGAGGCGUUCGCGCCCACGUGA